Messenger RNA from Nematolebias whitei (Rio pearlfish), 2658 nucleotides. RefSeq names its product flap endonuclease GEN homolog 1 (gene gen1). Gene Ontology annotation, molecular function: four-way junction DNA binding; 5'-flap endonuclease activity. Lineage: Eukaryota; Metazoa; Chordata; Actinopteri; Cyprinodontiformes; Rivulidae. Bases 1 to 2658 code for a protein of 885 amino acids. The transcript has 13 exons. The record is from RefSeq and is a predicted model, not a curated record.
AUGGGCGUUCACGAUUUGUGGUCUAUCGUCGAGCCCGUUCGUGAGUCGGUUCCGUUGUUAAGUUUGGGCGGAAAGACUUUGGCGGUAGACCUGAGUUUAUGGGUGUGCGAAGCUCUGCAUGUUCAGGGGAUGAUGGGCAGAGUCACGAAGCCCCAUCUGAGGAAUUUAUUUUUCCGAGUGUCGUCCCUCACUCUGAUGGGGGUAAAGCUUGUUUUUGUCAUGGAAGGAGAAGCUCCCAAGCUUAAAUCGGAAACAAUGAGCAAGAGGACAGAAACGAGAUACAGAGGGUUUAAAAAAAGUUCUUGCAGAAGCACCAACAGGGGGCGCUUUAACGCUGUUCUCAAAGAGUGUGCAGAGAUGUUGGACUACCUGGGUGUGCCCUGGGUGACAGCUGCCGGGGAGGCAGAGGCCAUGUGUGCUUACCUGGACUCAGUGGAUCUAGUGGACGGCUGCAUCACCAAUGAUGGGGAUGCCUUUUUAUAUGGAGCCCGGACAGUCUACAGGAACUUCAAUAUGAACAGCAAAGACCCUCAGGUGGAUUGUUACCAGACUUCUCGAGUGCACACAGAGUUACAUCUGUCCAGAGAGAAUCUUGUUGGUCUAGCCAUUCUGCUUGGCUGUGAUUACAUUCCUAAGGGUGUACCAGGUAUUGGCAAAGAACAAGCAUUACGGCUUAUAGAGACACUGAAAGGGCAAUCGCUUCUGACGAGGUUUAACCAGUGGAAGACGGUGAAUUCAGAUGAGCUUGAUGUAGUUGUAAAAAAAGUUUCUCACUGCAGCAUAUGUCGACAUCCUGGCUCAGCCAAGGCACACGAGCGAUGCGGCUGUGAGCUCUGCGACAGCCGACGGUUCUGUCAACCGCAGGACUUUGAUUAUCCGUGUCCCUGCGACUGGCACUGCUACGAACGAACCCGCCAGGCCUCGUCUCUGGAGGCAAACAUCAAAAGAAAAACACUGGCAAGUCAACAGUUCCCUUUCACAGAGAUCAUCAGUGAGUUUCUGGUUCCCAAGGAUAAACCUGUGUCACAUUUCAAGAGACGACAGCCGAACAUGUUCUUAAUGCAGAAAUUUGCCUUUGACAAGAUGGAGUGGCCAAAACACUACACCAGUGAGAAGGUUUUAGUCUUGAUGACCUACACUGAGCUGAUGAACAGAAAACACAAAAGAGAAGUUCCCUCUCAAAUCAAGCCCAUCCGAAUAUUUAAACCCAGGGUGAGGAAUGCUGUUGCUUGCUUUGAAAUCAUCUGGAGCACCCCAGAACAUUACGUGUUUCCCGAGGACCGACCUGCAGCGGAUCAACAUGAGGUGAGAACUGUGGAGGAAGAGUCGCUCGUUCGCAUCGCCUUCCCAGAAGUGGUGGAGAGCUACCUCAGAAUUAAAGCUCUGGCUGAAGAGAACAAAACCAAGAAAAAGAAACCAAAAAGUAAAAAGGAGACACCGUCUGAUCCCUCUGAUGGUGUUUUGGAUCUCUUGGAUCAACUGACUCUUCAGAGCUCUUCCACUCAGACACAAACUUUGCCCCCUUCCACUUCGUACUCUGAGAAAACAGAAGUGAUCGUUCUGGACACUCCCCAGAGUCGUAAGCAGCUUCAGGAGAAACGAGAAGUCUGCUCGAUUCCGAGUCGUCCACUCUCUCGAGCCGAAUCAGGCGAUGCUGCUUCACCUUCUGUCUCCGCUGUUAUUGAUGCUUUACAUCUGAGCGACAUUGACUGGGACACUCUGUCCUUCACGUCCUCCCCUACCUCACAAGCUGAGACCACAGUCAAGGAUGAGACACAAGGUGGAAACGGAGAACGAGCACCAUCGAGUGAUGUGAGACAGGCAGACUCCAGACCUGCUGCAGAGCUCUGCUGCACAGAGUGUCCUCUCAGAGACAGGCUGCUCAUGAGGAAUGCAGCUACAAAUCAGACAAAGAAAGGCAGCGAUGUAGUUUCAAAACAUCUGAUCUAUGAGCUAACUCUUCCUGCCAGCAUCUCGCAAGGAAAGCACGGUGGAGAACAUUCAAGAAAAGUGAAGGAAUCAGUUUGGAAUACAAAGGAACCGAUUACAAACAAAAGUCAAACUCACAGUUUAAAAGAGCAGCAAAUUCUAUUAUUACAAACUCACAACAGGACAAGGGAGGAAUCGAAUGGCUCCAAAAAGCCUCCGCAGAAAUAUAAGUUUGUCAGGACAGCUCUGUCUUCUUCUCUGCCGAGGUGCCGCUCUGGUCCAGAUCAAAGUGACAGUAAGAACAGGAGCGUACCGCCGACCACCAAGAAGAGCGUGUGCAGCAGCCUGCGUUCGUCCAGCGAGGACAGCGAUACGGAAAACCAGCCUUCUGGACCUCGAAGGCAGACAAAACCCAACAAAUUCGAGAGCGGCUUUAUUUCAGACUUCCCUCUGAAAACCGUUUCCGACCCAUUCAAAAGUAUCGAACCAAAUCCAGAAGCUUCUCACAAGCGUCAGGGUGCGGUAUCUCAGAGUGGCAGAGGAAAGAUUGACGGUGACGCAUCGAGUGAGAGCAAAUGGCAGGGUGUGCAGACGUCUAAAGAGUGCGAUGACGUGUUUCUUCAGACUCCUACAUCACCUGUCGCUUUGUUCGACAGCGACGAUUCGGUGAUUUGCAGCGACAGUCCGCUGCCGCUGGCUGAGAGACUGAGACUGAAAUUUCUUCAGUGA